AUGGCGGCGCUGCCGGCAGGGGGACCUGGCCGCAGAGGUGCGGCGUCCGUCUGGGCCACCAGGGAAGACAAGCUCCAUCUGCCUGCAGCCGAGGAUGAAGUCAUGGCUGCUGUGAGGUGGCCUGAGCCCUCCCAGCAGGCAGGCGCCCAGCGGGGAUCUCCCCACGUGGCCUGGUCUGACUACCCCAAGGAGCCCGGCCCCCGGGGGAAGGCCUGUAGCCUCCUGGUGUGGUUGACAGAUGAGGAGGCCAAGGAUGGGGACAGCUCGGUGUCAUCGGGCCGCCUCUCCGGCUCCUCGGGGGGCCAUGAGUCAUGCACACCUCCCCACGGGACCUGGAAGGAGAGGACCCCCCAGGUGCUGGGGCCCCCGCAGCAACCCAGGGAGAGCACUCCCCGGCUGGAGCAGCUGAGGGACAAGAUCCGGGCCCAGGCACGGCGGCAGGCGAGCCGCACCUCCCUGGGCACCUCGGCAUCCGCCAGCACCUCAUAUCUCUACAAAGCCCCCACGCCAGCCCCCCGGAGGAAGGCCCGAAAGCCGACAAACCCCGCUCCAGCCCUGGCCUACCCAGGCUCAUGCAUCCUGAGUGGGGCUGAAAGUGGAGUCGAAGACAAGGCAACACCUGGCCAGGGGCGUGAGGCCUCCAGGGUCUCCCAGCGGCAGGCCUCAGCUCCACGGGAAAAAACCAAAAGGAUGAAAAGUAGUUCUUGCAAAAGAGAGAAGACCCCCAAGCUGCCCGCCGCUAGGAGAGCUGCCAAAGACACAGGCCGACGGUUCCAGCAGGAGGAGUACCUGUCCUCCUUCUCUGGCUGGAGGUGGGCCCUGAGUGAGGUGGGGACGUGUCGGGAAAACCUCCACUGGAACCAGAAUUCUGAGUUGGCUGGUGUUUACGCUUGGAGAAAAGGACAAGCUCUGGUGAGGGUGCUGCUUGGGCCCCCUCCUUCCCUCCCUAGGCUUCAGAGCAAGGGACCCUCAAGAGACUGGGCCCCCACCGCGGAAUUAGGACACAGCAAGCAGCUUGGAGCUGGUGAGAGCCCCCCUGUCCGCCCCCGGAUGCCUAGAUCCACCUCUGUCCGCAGCGACCCGCAGGUGUCAGCCAGCGCUCCCCACCUGGCUUCCUGCCAGCAGCCCGUGACCGUCCAGGCUGCUAUGGCCGUCCUUCGAGACCUCCGCCAGCAAAUCCAGGCCAGGCUGGAGCUGGCCCAGGACCGCCACCCAAGGCGAGGGCUGGAGCUGCGGGACCUGGCGGGGAGGAGGUGGCAGAGCCCCUGGAAGCCCCCAGACUCGCGGGGCUCCUGGAAGAGCCCUCGGGCCGUGACGGAGGGGGUGCCUGCCUCUGAGGGGGCUGGGAGCCUGCCCACGGCGCCGAGCUGGAGCACCUUGGCCAGGUGGGAGUCCUGUCCACAGAGGACCUGGGCGGCCCAAGGACGAGAUCCCUCCUUCCAGGGGCCCGGGAGCCCCACGGAAAGGCUGAACUCCUUCCCUCAGCGGCCCUGGAGUGCCUCGGCCAGGCGGGCCUCCUGUCCACAGAAGACCUGGGCAGCUCAAGGACGGGACCGCUCCUUCCAGAGGCCCGGGAGCCCCCCUGAAAGAUGGGGCCCCUUCCUGCAGCGGCCCUGGAGCACCUCGUCUGGGCAGGCCUGGGGUCUGCAGAGGGCCUGGACCGCUUGUGAAGACCGGCAGGCCCCUGCCCGAAGGCCAUGGAGCCCUCUGGAAAAGCCGAGCCCUCCCACCUGGCGGCCCUGGAGCGCCGCCUUCACGCAGGGGGCCGGCCCCCUGUGCCAGGGCAGGGGUCCACUUCUGACCCCCUCGGGGGAGAAGCUCGCCUGGCCAAGGCCCAGCCAGGAUGCCCUUUGGAACAUCCCUGGGAAGGAGAAUGAGGUGCGACCCCCGCCGCCCUGCCCGAAGCCCCGAGGGCCCCUGGGCCCCCUCCACGGCUCCGAGUCCCUGGGGGAGUUCAUGCGCCAGAAGACGGCAGCCUGGCGGCAGCAGGCCCUAAAGAAAAAGGCCUCCGCCACGCAAGCACUGGAGCUCAGAAACCAGAGGCUGCAGGGCGUCUACAGGAAGCAGAGGGAGGCCGUCCCUGUGGUCUCCCAGACGACGCCCGGCAUCGUGACCUUCGUCCCGCAUUCUGCACAGUCCAGGGGCCUGGAAGCCGCCGGAGCGCCUGUGCUGCAGUGGAGCAGGGUGACUUCCGGCAUGGUGCUGGGGGACCAGGAGGCCCCGGGCAGCUUCUGCCUGUGUUUGAACAGAGCCUUGAACCCGGCUGAGACUCUGGAGGUGGGAGGCCCCCGAGAUGGCUGGGAGGGCGCCCCCCUGCUGACAUCGGCCAGUUCUUCCCUGGGCCCCCUGCAACUCCAGGACCUGACCACCCACUACCCAAGCCCGAGGCUGUGCAUCUACCUGGACCCCGAGGAGUCCGAGUGCCUGGGCACGCCGGGCCCCCUGCACUUCCGGUACAAGCAGGCCCGGCUGCAGGCCCUGGAGACCAUGGCCAACAUCCUGAAGCAGCGAAUCGACGUCCUCACCGACAGGCUGCGCAGGUCCGAGGCGACAGACGCACCGGGGGGGCCCGUCCCGGGCCCGCCGCCCUUGAGCUCCAGCACGCCAGCCUGCCCCGGAGCCCUGGUGCCCAACAUGGGCGGAGGGGCACCCUGGGACUGGGCGGGCAUGCGGGCCAGGCCGCUUCUCUCUACCACCUGCUUCCCGGACACUGAGGCGCUGCCCGGGAGCCCUGGCUGGGAACGGCCGCAGAGCGUGAGCCCAAGGGGCCACCAGGCCAGCAAGCCCCAAGGUUCCGUGGAGGAUGGGCGCUCGGAGCUGGACAAGAGGCUGGCGAGAAACGUGGCUUCCUUCCAGGCCCUGAGCCCCUUCGCAGGCAGGAACCCACCCCUGACCAUCGGAGCCCGCGGUCAGUGCUCCUGCCCCAGCAUCCUGGGGUCAUCCCAGGAUCAGCCCCUGGGCCCAGCCCUCGCCUCCUCAGCAUCUCUCGUCUGGGCCCAGGGCCGCUCCCUCUUCCUGGAACAGUCUUUUCACGCCACCUCCCCGGCAGGACUAGCAGCUGCUUUGCAGGAGCAGACCCAGGGCAGGCGAGGGCUUUCGGGCAAAGGGCGCUCUGAUGCUGGCCCCAGCAUCGAUGGUGACCGUGGACGCCGAGCGCUCCUGCUGGGCGCUGGUCCCCCCGGGUCCGACUCACUCGGGGCGCCAGCCACGCCAGACCCCCGCUGCAGCUCCCUGCGGCUGGAAGAGACGCGGUCAGCCGGACGGGCGGGCUUGGUCGCGCCCUGGACCCUCCGGAGCUGUGCUGAGGAGGCUGGCCCAGGGCCCCAGGGCUGGUGCACAGCCAGGGCCGGGGGGGCGGUGCUCCCGCUUCGUGCCCUCCUGGGCUCGGGCCUUCUUCGUGGCAGCAGGCUGGGCCUCAGCCCCAGCGUGUGCGGAGUGGGGCAUGGGCUGGACUGUGGGAUGCCCUGUCCAGAGAAUCGGGCACUGCAGGUGCGUUCGGAACAAAGCCCCAACCCCUGCCCCGCUCAGGAGCAGCCCCAGAUAAAACCUGCACCUCUGUACGGGGCCGGCUGGAGUCGCCCAUCUCACAAGGGGGACAGUGAGGCGUGUGGGGGUGGGCAGGCGAUGCCCAGUGUGGCGGCAGGGAGGUGGUACAGCGCCUCGGGGGACAGGCAGCCCCGCCUGGAUGCCAUGAAGGCCCAGGGCCCGAUCUUCCAGAAAAAACAGCUGCUCUCCCAGUUCUGCCUGCAGGGAGGCGGGGAGGUGGCUGGACAACGGGCCCUCAGCUCUCAGUCCCACCUGCGUCUGCUGUCCGACAUCCGGCAGAAGUCCCUGAGCUUUCUGGAGUCCCUGAAGCUAGACGAGCGGAAGCAGGAGCCGGGCUGGUGGAGCUGGAGGUCUGGGAGACGCAGGAGGCCCUGGGGAGCUGCUCUUGAGACGUGCGUGGGCUGCAAGUCAGCCGCUGACCCUUCCGGGGCUGCCACAGGCUGGCCCUGCUCCCUGCCAAGCCUGUGGAAGGCUGGCGGCGAGCACGGCUCAGAGCCUGUGCAGGAACGGAAACCAGACCAGAGCCCCUCCCAGCUGUCCCUGGCCAGGCUCCACCCUUGGGACAACCCCAUCCUCCAGAGGAACCAGACGAGGCCUCAGAGCCCGGCGCCCGCACGGUUCAGCCACUUCACGCUCCAAAUGCUGGAGCAGAGCCUGCGGGAAGAGGAGCUGCGCGCGCAGCACCAGGCCGCGCUGCUGCGCCUGCGCGAGAAGGCGCUCGAAGAGAAGACGCGCGCCGAGCUGGCCUGGCUGGAGCAUCGGCGAGGGUAUCUGAAUAGCACCGGCAGCUAUGCAGCGCUGGUGGCCUCGGCGGAGAAGCAGCACCAGGCCCUCAGCAACCUUGAGCGGGAGCUGAGGGAGAUCCGGUACCUGCGGAACGUCCACCUGUUCUGCCACCAAGAGAGGAAGCUUCUCCUGCAGCAUCAGAAGGACGUCCCCUCCUCGCAGAGGCCCACGGCCCUCUUGCGGCAGGAGCUUCAGGCCCGGAGCAGGCUGCCUCAGAGUUCCAGCCCCGACGUCAAGGCCGCUCGGGAGGAGGGCCCUGGGACAAGCCAGCAGCCGGAGGGGCCUGCCCAGUCCUCCUCGCGCCCCCCGCGCCCCCCGACACCGCACAGGCCUGGCAGCCCUGGCAGCCACUGCCCCCGGAGGAGCCCCGAGAACCCGCAAGUCCCGCACCUACUCAUCAAGCAGGAGGUCAGGACACCCCCCUGGGCAGCUUCGGCUGAGGACGGUCACCUGCAGCCUCCGAGGCUGGCGUGGGGAGAGGACACACCCGUGGGCAGCGGCCGGCCUGACGUUGGAGGCCAGCUGGCGGAGAGCCACGGCCACAUGGGCCAAGGAGACGCCCGGACCAAGCCCAGCCCCCAGCCAGCAGGGGAGAAGACCCGGGCUCCGACAGGAAGCCGAGCAUCAGACUUCCAGGGCCAGAGCCGACACUCACCAAGCGCAGGGGGUCCCCUCAGUCCCCGGGAAGCCAGUUGUUUCCACCAGGUGGUUGAAGGCAGCGGGAGCCGAGCUGGGCCGGAACUGGGGUUGGGCUUUGCCAGCAGCCCCGUGGAGGAGCCCGUCACCGUGGAAAGCUGCUCAGGGGAGCAGAGGUGUGAGGCCUGGCGGGCUGCUCGGGCUGCAGCCAAGGUGGUAGCACCCCCCGCCCAGCACGAGGGCGGCGCCCUGGCCCAGCUCACGGAACCCUUGGACCUGGGCUCCCAGUCUGAGUCUGCUCCCAGCACUUGCUCGGGGACUUCGGGGUCUUCGGGGUCUUCGGCACGGUCCCCCACCCCCCGCUCAGGGAGCAGCCCGUCCUGUCCCUCCCUCCAGGAGUUUCAGAAAGCAUCCGCCAUCCUGGUCCAGCUCUCCGAGAGCUCCGUCUCCUUGUCGGAUGGGGAAGCCGGGGACACCCCGGGCGCAGACCUCAGCCGGUCUGGGGGGCUCUCUGCUGGAGGCUCCUGGGGGUUCCACUGGGGCGGAGGGCCGGAGACCUGGGAGGGGCUGAAGGGCAGCGGGGCCCUUUCCCUGCGGGGCUCCUGCGCUGGGGCGGGCGGCCCGGAGCCAGCAGGGGGGCUCCCCAACACCCCGUCUCCGCGGUCGGGCUCAGAGCUGCCCGAGGCAUCCAGCGAGGUCUGGGACCCGGAGGGCCUGAGGGAGCCUGGUGCCGGUGCUGGACUAGCCCCAGGGUGCUGCUUGCCCACAGGGGGCUCAUCCCACCUGGAACACGCUGGGGGGCCCCUUGUCCUGCCUCCCUUCUUGGGCCCAGGGGAGGGGCAGGAAGAUUCUGGAACCAGUGGGAGCCCGACUAGUGGUUCAAACGCAGGAAAAACCAAAGGGAGGUCCCCAGAGGCUGCCAACCCGACAUUCCCAUCCCAAACCUCUUCCUCUGGUGACUUACACGUGUCCCUUUCCUUUCCUUCGGGGACCUCGGCCUCUGAAGGGGCAGAGUUCGGCCAAAGAGGAGAGAUGGGGCCUCCACAGGCCUCAGCUGGCUGCCCGGAGGGACCCUGGGGUGCCUUCCCGAGUCCAUCCACUGACGGGAAACCCCUACAGGCCCCAUCUGAGCCUGAGGUCCCGGGGAGCCCACGGGCUCCUCCUGGGGCCCCCGGUGGGCCGGCAGCCCUGACAGCCGAGAGCCGGGCACCUGGGUGUGGGGAGAGCAGAGCCCCCUCUGUCCUGGAGGAAGCCUGCCCUCCCUUGGCCAGAGGGGUCUUGACUGAGAUCCUGUCCCCCAUCUGUGAGGUGCUGUCCUACGGCAGAGCUGACCUCCCGUCCUCCACCCAGUGGGACACCCGCCUCCCUCCUCCGCUUCCCAUCCUCCCAGCAGACGGUGAGGCCGACCCUGCCAGGGCCCACUCAGAAGACUUCCCUUCCCCGCCGGAAGAUGCCGAGUGUCCUGGGGGCUCGUGGGGCACCCCAGGGGAAGACGCCCCUAUCAUCACGGGAGAGCUGCCCUCCUUGUCUGAGGAGGGCCCGCCUGAGCCACUGUCCCCGGGGCCCCAGGAGGCGGGGGUCUGCCUGGGGGUGGCCAGACAGGGCAGAAGCCUUGGGGACGAAUUGGGUGAAUCCACUUCUGUUGGGAGGGACCAGGCCAUGGGUGACCGGUGGUCUGAACCACUCAGCUGGCUAGGGUCCCCCUUGUGUGGGAGCACAGGUGAUGCCCCGGGGGGGCUCCCAAGGCUGUCAGCACAGCCCCCAACCCUAUCCAGAGUGGCCUGUGUGGCUGGGGACAGUCUGGCAGCUGGGGACCCAGGGCUGUCCGGCUCUAGGCGGGGGGACCCAGCUCCGGGUUUGGGCUCAGGCCUCCGUGCUGACCUCCCGGGUGUGGAGAGAGACAAGGUGGUGGAUCUGGUCUCCACCCAGCUCACCAGAAGGAUCCUGUGCGACACGCUGGCCGAGCUCUCAGAGGUGGCCCCGCCAGGCAGCCUGGCAGCGGAGGGGCCAGCGGGUGCCAGUUGUAUCGCCUGGGCUCACACAGCGGCCACUGGGCAGUCGUGGGCAAGACAGGACUUCUGA
Molecule: messenger RNA, 7050 nt
Organism: Balaenoptera acutorostrata (minke whale)
Lineage: Eukaryota; Metazoa; Chordata; Mammalia; Artiodactyla; Balaenopteridae
Gene: CCDC187
Product: coiled-coil domain containing 187
Exons: 28
Coding region: 1-7050 (2349 amino acids)
Biological process (GO): microtubule anchoring
Cellular component (GO): centrosome
Molecular function (GO): microtubule binding
Source: RefSeq, a predicted model, not a curated record